Molecule: messenger RNA, 5910 nt
Organism: Gopherus flavomarginatus (Mexican gopher tortoise)
Lineage: Eukaryota; Metazoa; Chordata; Testudines; Testudinidae
Product: zinc finger protein 585A-like
Exons: 11
Coding region: 114-2675 (853 amino acids)
Biological process (GO): regulation of transcription by RNA polymerase II
Cellular component (GO): nucleus
Molecular function (GO): RNA polymerase II transcription regulatory region sequence-specific DNA binding; DNA-binding transcription factor activity, RNA polymerase II-specific
Source: RefSeq, a predicted model, not a curated record
GGGGCAGCCCCCGGGCCCGGCUCCGCCGGCAGCAGCUCCGGGCCGGAGACCCAGGCUGCAGAAUAACAUCCACAUUUUGCUCCGAAUCGUCCCAUCCUCCUAGGGGAAAGGAAAUGGCAUCAGUGGAGCCAGCUCAUGGGUUGGUGACCUUUGAGGAGCUGGCUGUGUACUUCACGGAGGGGGAAUGGGCUCUGCUAGACCUUACUCAGAGAGCCCUCUACAGGGAGGUCAUGCAGGAGAAUUAUGCCACUGUGGCCUCACUGGGUUUUCCAGUUUCCAAACCUGAUGUGAUCUCCCGACUGGAACAAGGGGAAGAGCCAUGGGUCCCAGAUCUCCAGGGCUCUGAGGAAAGAGAGCUCCAGACAGGUAAUUGGAUGGUGAGUGAGAAUGAGGAGCAGAAUCCACAGCAAGUUGAUGCUGAGCAACUGGAACCACAUGGGACAUUAGCAGGAAGAUGCAAAGAGAAAGUUUCUGGGAGCUGUGGAGAGGUUAAAGCCUGUGAGAGUCAGCAUGGGCCAGAGAAAAGCUUUAGUAGCUGCUCAGACCUUAUUAGAUACAAAAGAAUCACCACAGGAGAGAGACCCUACUCAUGCUGCUAUUGUGAGAAAAGCUUCAACCAUAGCUCAAACCUCAGCAGACAUCGGAGAGUCCACACAGGAGAGCGACUGUACACAUGCUCCGAGUGUGAGAAAAGCUUCAAUCAGCGCUCACACCUUAUCACACAUCAGAGAAUCCACACGGGCGAGCGCUCCUUCACAUGCCCUGAGUGCGGGAGAAGUUUUAGACAGGACUCAGCUUUUAUGAGACAUAAGAGAACCCACACAGGCAAUGGGAUGGUGAGUGAAAACAAGAAGACCACCUCCUGCCAGGAGGAUGCUGAGCAAGUAGAACCACAUGGGACAUUAGCAGGAAGAUCCAAAUGGAAAAUAUUUUGGAGUUGUGCAGAGGCUAAAGUCUGUGAGAGUCAGCAUAGGCCAGAGAAAACCUUCAGUGGUGGCUCAGACUUUAUUAGACAUGAUAGAAUCAACAUGGGAGAGAGACCGUACAUGUGCUCUGAGUGCGGGAAACACUUCACUCGGCGCUCAGACCUUAUCACACAUCAGAGAAUCCACACAGGAGAGCGCCCUUACACGUGCUCUGAGUGUGGGAAAAGCUUCAAUCGAAGCUCAAACUUUAUCAUACAUGAGAGAAUCCACACUGGAGAGCGACCCUACAAGUGUUUUGAGUGCGGGAAGAGCUUCAGUGAGAGCUCACACCUUAUCAGACAUCAUAGAAUUCACACAGGCGAGCGCCCCUACAAGUGUUCUGAGUGCGGAAAAAGCUUCAGUGUGACUUCACACCUCAUCAGACAUCAGCGAAUCCACGCAGGAGGGGGCUCCUUGACAUGCUCUGACUGUGGGAAAAGUUACAAAGACAGCUCAUACUUCAUCAGACACCAAAGAGUCCACACGGGAGAGACAUCCUACAAGUGCUCGGAGUGCGGGAAAAGCUUCAUCAAGCGCUCACACCUUAUCACACAUCAGAGAAUCCACACUGGAGCGGGAUCCUUCACAUGCCCUGAGUGCGGGAAAAGCUUCAAAGUCAGUGCAUACCUCAUCAGACAUCGGAGAAUCCAUACUGGAGAGAGACCCUACAGAUGCCCUGAAUGCGGGAAAAGCUUUCGUUGGAGCUCAAGUUUUAUCCGACAUAAGAGAAUCCACACAGGUGAUGGGAUGGUGAGUGAGAACAAGAAGAAGACUCCCAAGAAGGAAAAUACUGAGGAAGUAGAGCCACAUGGGAUGUUCGCAGAAAGAUCCAAAGAGAAAGUGUCUUUGAGUUGUGCAGAGGCAAAAACCUGUGAGAGUCAGUGUAGACCCGAUAAAAGCUUCAGUAGCUGCUCAGACCUUAUUAGCCAUGAAAAAAUCAACACGAGAGAGAAACCCCAUACGUGCGCUGAGUGCGGGAAAGGCUUCAAUCAGCGCUCAAACCUUAUCACACAUCAGAGAAUCCAUACAGGCGAGCGACCCUACUCAUGCUCCGAGUGUGGGAAAAGCUUCAAUGUGAGCUCACACCUUAUCAGACAUCGUAGAGUCCACACUGGAGAGAGCCCCUACACAUGCUUUGAGUGUGGGAAAAGCUUUCGUUGGAGCUCAGCCUUUAUCAUACAUAAGAGAAUCCACACAGGGGAGCAACCCUACACAUGCUCUGACUGUGGGAAAAGCCUCAAUGGAAGAUUACAGCUCAUUACACACCAGAGAAUUCACACAGGAGAGCGACCCUACACAUGUUCUGAGUGUGGGAAAAGCUUCAGUGUGAGCUCAACCCUCAUCACACAUCAGAGAGUCCAUACAGGAGAGAGAUCCUUCACAUGCCCUGAGUGUGGGAAAAGCUUCAAACACAGAUCAAACCUGACAGCACAUCGGAGAGUCCACAAUGGAGAGAGACCCUACACAUGCUUUGAGUGCCAUAAAAGUUUUAGCCAGAGUUCACAUCUUAUAUCACAUCAGAGAAUCCACACAGGAGAACGCCCCUACUCAUGCUCCGAAUGUGGGAAAAGAUUUAGUGAGAGGAAAACCCUCAUCACGCAUCAAAGAAUUCACACAGUAAAGAGACCCUUCACAUGCCCUGAGUGCAGCAAAAGUUUUAGACAGAGGUCAGCUUUUAUCAGACAUAAGAGAAUCCACACAAGCCAGUAAUGCCAUAAACCUCUUGACUACAGCUGGCCAAAGAUUUUUUUGUAAAAUAAAUCCCAAGUAAUUUGCACCAUUUUCUUCAGUGUGGUGUCUCAGCGCCACAUGAGUUGCCUGCCUCUGUUUUUUGCCCCUUCUUCUUUGGGGUGAAUCCCAUCAUCCUUUAUCAACUUCUCUGUCUGAUAUCACCUGGGACUGUAUCCACCUCCUGCCAGAAAUAUUCAUCAGCACCAGGUGAGGGAGAUGGGUUUGACCUUGACUAGCUACAGUGAGGUAAACACUACCUGUGCCUUGUCUCCACUGGGAUUGUACAUGGAGGUAACUGCUCAAUUUAGUGAUCAUGUAACAACACAACUAUAUUUGCAGUACCGACAUAACCCCGGGACAGUGGCUGGGUUAUAUUUCUCCUUGAUGAGCUCUCCUGCAUCAUUUUUCCUACUCUAGACAAACCCCAAGGAUCAAGUUGAUACCAUUCCCCCAUUACAAAAUGAUUCUUAGCCCCUUGGGGACAGAUUGUCUCAGUACCAGUUGUUCUCACCUUGCUCAGGGCUGUGCUGGACAAAAGUAUUUUUUUCUAUCAUUUUCCUCAAUUAAAAUAGAUUGAAAUAGAACAAAUAGCAGGGCUACAAUUAAUUUGCAGACUUAACAGCAUUAAUUUGGGUUUGAAUAAGGACUGGGAGUGGCUGGCUCAUCACAAAAGCAUUUUUUCCUCCCGUGGUAUUGACAUCUCAUCAGUUAUUGGGAGUGGACCACAUCCACCCUGACUGAAUUGGCCUUGUCAACACUGGUUCUCCACUUGUAAGGUGAAAGGAGGUGGCCCACCCUCAAGGAAUUGCCACAGUUUUACCAAGGGUUUCCCUCUGACCUUUGGAAAACUCCCGGGCUCGACCAAUCCUGUUGACCCUUGGGAGGACACGCAUACAGCCUUCCGCUUGAAGGAUUGACACUCAGGCAGUAGUUCUUCAAAAAACAAAAUAAUCUUUAUUCAGUAUACCAAUAUUCCCUGACACAAUAAGUAUUAAAAGCAUACAUCAAGAAACAAAGCACAAAUCCCAUUAGCACAGCGGGCAGUAGUCAUCUCUGAAGCUGCCACCAGAACCAAUCAGACGGCAGAGCUCACAGACAAAGGAGUUGGUUUACAUUCAGUGGUUGGCUGUUGAUGGAGUGGAGCGGAGGGAGGUGCCCAUUGACCUUCCCACUGAGACACAAAGGGAGAUGUGGUCAGGCUACUGAGAGCCACCUGAAUUGUCCCUUGGACUGCAGAGCAGGGAGACUGAAGAUCUGGCUAAGUUACGAGAACUCCUGAGUUCCUGUUAACAAGAAAGAAACAAAUGGGUGAGUGGGUAUAAAAGAAGAGCUGGAUGGCAAAUUUGGUGCAAACAGUUAAGAACAUUUUGGCAGAAGAAAAUCAACGUAAAGCGAAGACCAGAAGGAACAAUUAGAAUAUCAAUGGAAAAUAGAGGAGAAGGUGAUGCUUAAAGACUGAGUAAAAGAGGUAAAAUAAAACCUAUAUAAAAGGAACCCUUUCCAGUUAAGUAUGUGGCCAGUCCCAUGGCAGUUUUAGUAACCACUCUGGAUGGAGAUGUGUGAAAACAUUCUGAUCAAAUUGUACUUGCCAAGGGACUAGUGUCACGGAGUCCCCAGGCAAUGCUCUGGAACUGCUCCCCACAAAGCCAGUCCGGACUUUGGGGAGCCUCCUCUCUCUUGAAGCAGACUGUUUUCAGGGCAAGAAGCUCACACAGCUUCACCUCUUGGGUCUCUCCUUGGAGCAUUCAGCAUCCUCUGCCCCUCCAUGCGCUUCCCACAGCAAGCCUGCCCCAGCGGGGUCCUGGGGAAGCCAGAGGCUCCUGCACCCCCACUUCGCAGUCAGACGUGACUCUCAGCCAGCCAGUAAAACAGAGGCUUAUUAGAUGACAGGAACACAGUCUAAAACAGAGCUUGUAGGUGCAGAGAACCGGACCUCUCAGCCAGGUCCAUUCUGGGGCCCAGUGAGGCAGACCCCCACGCCCUCACUUCUCGUCCCCCGCCAGCCCCCAAACUGAAAACCCCCUCCAGCCCCUCCUCUGCUGAGUUCCUUUUCCAGACCAGGAGGUCACCUGACCUCUUUGUUCUCCCACACCUUUAGCAUCCCCUUGCAGGGAGGAAGGGCCUGGCCAUUAGUUGCUAGGUAACAAAGGGUCGGCCAGAAACUGAGGCCCCCCCACAGUAUUCAGAGGAAACAUUAAGAACAGUCCCACUUUGUCACAACUAGACAUAACAAUUCUCAGAAAUAAAUGCACAAUAUUUACUAACCUAUAAGGCCCGGUUAGAGACCUUAUGUUUUUGUUUGCUUAUAUUUUUUCAGGUUAAUCUAUGAAUUUAUGGAAGCAAGAAGUAUGCUGUGAAGUUUGCUUUGUUUUGUUACUUGUGGGCUUGUUUGUUGUGCAGCUACUGGUCCUGUUUGUGCCACAGGACCCUAUCCAAAGAAUAAACCAGAAGUUUAAGUUAAAAUUUGGUUAACACAAUAUUAACCUUAUUUGUGCCUUAUUCGGGGCACAAACAUAAGAAUGGCUAUACUAGGUCAAACCAAAGGUCCAUCUAGCCCAGUGUCCUGUCUUUCAACAGUGGCCCAUGCCAGGUGCUUCCAAAAAAAUGAACAGAACAGUCAAUGUCCAAGUAAUCCAGCCCUUGUUGCCCAUCUCCAGCUUCUGGCAAACAUAGGCUAGGGACACCAUCCCUGCCCAUCUUGGCUAAUAGCCAUUGAGGGACCUAUCCUCCAUGAAUUUAUUUGGUUCUUCUUUAAAAAAAACUUGUUACAGUCUUGGCUUUCACAAUAUCCUCCAGCAAGAAGUUCCACAGGUUGACUGUGUGAGGAAAUAUUUCCUUUUAUUUUAAACAUGCUGCUUAUUAAUUUCAUUUAGUGACCCCUAGUUUUUGUGUUAUAAGAAGUAAAUAAUACUGUCUUAUUUACUUUCUCAACACCAGUCAUGAUUUUAUAGACCUCUAUUGUAUCCCCCUCUUGGUCAUCUCUUUUCCAAGCUAAAGAGUCCCAAUUUUAUUAAUCUCUCCUCAUAUUACCCCUGACCAUUUUUGUUGCUUUUUUUUCUAUGCCUUUUCCCACUUCCAAUACAUCUUUUUCAAGAUGUUGGCAGGGCCGGCUCCAGGCCCCAGCGCGUCAAGCGUGUGCUUGGGGCGGCAUGCCUCGGGGGGCGCUCUGCCAGUUGCCGGGAGGGCAACAGGCAGCUCCGGUGGACCUCCCACA